GGAGAACGUCGAAGUAUUUAGUCUAGUAUAGGAAAAAACGUUGCUUCUUAUUGCGAUCACAGCAGGAUGUUGAGCCGAGGACCUAUUUGUUUCAUUUUUGUCAUGCGGUGAGAAAUCACUCUUUCGGCUUUCCUUUUGGAUGUGGAUCUACUGCGGGGAUUAAAAGGGGCCCUUCUUCUCUAACACUUCUACUAGAGGGUCGAAGUAGUUUAUUGAAAUAGAGUGCGAAUAGUACUACGACAAUAUACAAUAGACUACGUCUACCCACCGUCCAACAACUUGGUUCUCGUGAAGUCUGAUAGGUCGCAAAAAAUGUCGUUAGCAGCCAUGACCCGAACGCUGUUGCGGUUGGCAGUUGCCUCCGUGCUCGUUGCAGGGAGGGACGUGGAGCCCACAGCAGAGCAAAAAGCAGAAUACAUGCGGGACUUUGAUGAAUUCGAUUCCAACAAGGACAGCUUUCUUGACGUACCUCAAUGUCUUUAUCAUUAUCUUUUUUUUCCUCCGAUGGUACUAAUCGUAAUCUUUGUAUCAUGAUGUUCAAGUUCAUUUCAUAUCCAUAUAUUGAUUACGAUCUCAUUACAGACACAAGAAGUCCGCGGAAACUUCAAGGGCGAAGUAGCCGACCGGGAGCUUUGGGAGUUCUACAAGAUGGCGGACAAAAACUUGGACGGCAAGGUCUCUAAGGAAGAGUACAUCAAAUACGCCGCCGACCUGUCUUACAGUAGUGAGACCGAAUACAAGGCGGAAGUGUAGAAAGAACAGCCGGGAACAAGACUUAGUUCUUGACGAGUUUAAGUAUUUUUACGGAAUCUCCACACGACUCGGGGAUGUCGACUUGUUUCACCUUUAUCACGACGGCGACAUGGACAUUGCUGGCAUUGUUGCAACUUCUUCGCAAUAAUACAGCAAAUUAUCGACGGAGGCUGGCUGCUUGUACAUCUUGCGGUUUGCGUUUGGAUUGAUAGGACUACACCCUAUAGAUACAUCUACUUGAGAUCACAGAUUUAACAAGGCGAAUGGGAGCCGUAGGAUUCUUGUCCAAGAGCCACUACGGACAAGGACCUGAGUGCGACGUAUGAGAAACUUCUCAAAGAAUUUUUAAUACGCAGACCUGUUCGGUGGAGCUGCGGCUGCCACCGUUGAUACUGAAGAACUUGAUGUUGUAUCUACCCGCCCCCUGAUACCACCUGACUCUCAUCUAAACCCUAGAACACAGCUGAAGCCAAAAAUUUGUUACUGGACACGCAAGAAGGCUGCCGUGCGCGAU
Molecule: messenger RNA, 1267 nt
Organism: Amoebophrya sp. A120
Lineage: Eukaryota; Dinophyceae; Syndiniales; Amoebophryaceae
Source: the annotation of a GenBank genome assembly